Solea solea (common sole) is the source of this 2115-nucleotide messenger RNA. RefSeq names its product RUN domain containing 3Aa (gene rundc3aa). The record is from RefSeq and is a predicted model, not a curated record. Gene Ontology annotation, cellular component: cytosol. Bases 148 to 1461 code for a protein of 437 amino acids. NCBI's taxonomy places the organism in Eukaryota, Metazoa, Chordata, Actinopteri, Pleuronectiformes, Soleidae. The transcript is spliced from 12 exons.
CUGAGCAGUGCAGUUAUGAACAUCAGCAGCAGCGUCGUCCGUGGCUCUCUCGCGGUGGAUAGCGGGUGUUUGUAGGACACUGGGCCUACGGAGGGAGGGGUCCUGGCCUGGGCACGCUCCCCGAAGAGGCCCCGGGGCCGCCGCUGGAUGGAGUCGGGCUGCAUUCAGACAGCAAUGGCUAUGGGUUUGACAUCGAAGAAGGCGUCUGCACGGAGCGUCGGCGUGGAGCGAAAGAACCUCAUCACGGUUUGCAGAUUCUCUGUUAAGACUCUCCUGGAAAAGUACACAGCAGAGCCCAUAGAUGACUCAUCUGAGGAAUUUAUUAACUUUGCCGCCAUUUUAGAGCACAUCCUCAGCCACCGCUUCAAAGGUAACACCACAGGUUCUGGAAGCUGGUUCAGCUCAGAUGGACAGCGCAGUUUCUGGGAAUACAUCCGAGUGGCAUGCAGCAAGGUUCAGAACAGCUGCAUCACCAGCAUUGAAAACAUAGAGAACAUCAGCACAUCACGAGCCAAGGGCCGGGCAUGGAUUCGAGUGGCACUGAUGGAAAAACGUCUCUCUGAAUAUGUGUCCACUGCUCUGAGAGACACGAGAACCACCAGGAGGUUCUAUGAUGAUGGAGCCAUUAUGCUGAGAGAGGAAGCCACAGUUCUGACCGGCAUGCUGAUUGGUCUGAGUGCCAUUGACUUCAGUUUCUGUUUGAAGGGUGAGACUCUGGAUGGGAAAUCUCCUGCUGUCAUCGACUACACACCCUACCUGAAGUUUACUCAGAGUUACGACUACCUGAGCGAUGAGGAUGAUCGUCACAGUGUGGACAGCAGUAACAGUGAGGAGAGUGUCCCUGAUCAUCCAUACAUCCCUCUCGUGACCGACGAGGAGAGCUGGAGCAACAAGUGUCGCAAGAUGGAGCAGAGGUUCAAGAUUGUUUACGCCCAAAAGGGUUAUCUGGAGGAGCUGGUGCGUCUGCGUGAGUCACAGCUGAAAAACCUGGAGACAGAGAACAAGCGGCUGAGGGCCAAAGUGGAAGAGCUGAGUGUGCAGAGCCAACAGGAGAAGAAGGAGCUGGAGGCCAUUGUGCUGGAGCUACAGGCACAGCUCUCGGCCCUUACACCCUGUGAUUCCUCUCAUCUGGAUAAAGAUCUCUCCAUUCCGCUGGUCAACCAGUGGUCCACCAUCACAAACAACCAAGGCGAUGUCAAACUGUUCCGCAGGAGGAGUUUCCACAGUUUUGAGCAGCUGUCUGCUGAAAUCAGUCUGAACUCUGACUCCCAGAGGACUGACGGGAGACAGAACGGAGAUGCUGACUGGACUUCAGCAGGAAAAGACAACACUCCUUCCAUGCUGGGUCUCUGCGGCUCUCUGGCAUCUUUGCCGAGCUCUAAGUCUCUGGCCAGCCUCAAGUCCAGCGAGUGUUUGGUCAACAUCAGCACUGACCCCAGCCCUGCACUCUCCCCCAGCUAACUAACCGCAACUGAGAUUUCACCCCCAGCCUGUCCGCCUGGUGAUGCUGCGUUGACCAAGACUCUACAUCCAUCCAUCUUUGGAUUUUUGUACACAAGAGUGAAGUCAUCUUCAACCCGAAAGGAUCCAUCAACUUUGGUUGUGUCCCUUAUUAACUUCUCACACACUCUCCCAACCACCGCUCUGUAACGUUUGUGAAUCUCCUUUAGACAAGAUCAUGCAAUUCCACCAAAGCAUCAGUUUAUUUCCUUCCUUAAAAUGUAUCAUCUGUGUAGUAGUGAGCUUUUUGCUUCUGUUUUCCUCAUCUAAAUACAACCAAAACAGCUCUGGCUGUUCUGUGGAUGCAGCCACUGACAAAGGGAUGUGAUUAUCAUUGUCAGAGAUCAAGAUUAUAUAUUUGAGGUAGAGGAUGGGCUUUUACACUGUCUUUCUCUGUCUUAUUGCUGUCUGUUUUGUGAGUUAGACUGAAGGGUACUUGGGGUCUGUCUCCCCUGGAGAUGCAUAUGAUUCCUGCUUGAAAAAUCAAACACCACAAACUGUUGUAGUCUAUUUAUUUAUUUAUUUAUUCAAUCAGAUUUCAAGCCGUCAAUUUUGUUCAUUUAUGUAAUUGUGGGGUGUUUUUUAUGUUGCAAUAAACUGUCUUUUUUCCAUUAA